Molecule: messenger RNA, 621 nt
Organism: Knipowitschia caucasica
Lineage: Eukaryota; Metazoa; Chordata; Actinopteri; Gobiiformes; Gobiidae
Source: the annotation of a GenBank genome assembly
AUGUUUCUGCUCUCUUCACUUCUGAUACUGCUGUGGACCAAGACUCAAGGCUUGCAGGUGAGUCCAGACCGCUCCGUGUUCUUCCGUUGGGAGACUGUGGAGUUGCAGUGUGACGAGCCGGACUGGAUCUUGCUGCGGAUAACUCGUCUGGACUCGGGCACGCGAUGUGGUCAGCACUGGGGCGAACCACGGCCGCUCCGGUGCUUCAUCCGCUACAUGGACCCCAUGGACAGCGGCUGGUACUGGUGUGAGAGCGGAGAGGGCAAGAUCAAGGGCAGCCGCAACAUCACUGUCCUAGAUCAAUUCGGUCCUCCGACAACAAGUCCGCCCCGCACAAUGUCUGGCGCGCUCUUUUCCACAGAGACACUGUCACCCUCAGCAGAGCUCUCUCCCCCCUCACAGCGCCCCCUAGCUGUGGCUGUGCUCUGUCGCCUGCUGGUGCUGUGUCCUUAUGUGGUGUCGACUGUCCUCAUGCUGUCUCUGUGCAGACACACACGCUCAGGUCCACGGUUUUCAGAAAAGAAAGAGCGGCGUGUCAUGAUGAUGUCAGCAGAAACAGCGAUAGGAUUGGAGGAGCGGACUGAUGACAUCACAGUGGUCACUACAGAACACCACUUCUGA